ACAGUCGUCGACCGGCUUUCGCAGCGUGCGCCUCGUAGAUCGGGAUUUGUAAACGCGUUUUCCAGCCACCAAUCGUCUAAACUAACGAACGCUGAGACCGCAUAUAGACCGCAUUCCGAGAUCCGAGAUGUCAGUCAGUCCCGCGCCCAUGCUGCUGCUCCUAUUGGCCCUCGUCCUGCCGCAGUGGAUGCCCCUCGUGGCCGGAGGGUCCUGCCGGGAGGCUCAGCUCUGCUGCACUGGCCGCGACUCGUCCUGCGUCGUCCAGAAGGCUCCGAUCAACGCCAUCAUCGAGGACCUCAGCGACAAGCCCUGCUACUGCGACCACGCCUGCCUCAAGCUCGGCGAUUGCUGCGACGACUUCAAGGACCACUGCGGAGUGCUGGACUGCCAGGUGGGCGACUUCGGGGCCUGGAGCGAGUGUGACAAGAGCUGCGGCACUGGGAUGAUGACCCGCAACCGCCAGAUCUUGCAGGCGGCCCAAAAUGGGGGCAAACACUGCCCCACUUUGCAGCAAAAACGCAGCUGCCAAGGAUACCGCUGCCACGGACAUCACGACAAAAAGAUAUUGCGCGAAAUGGCCCUGCUCCUGCCAGCUGCACUUUCACACAAUCGACAUGUGAAUGAUAGUGGCGACAGCCGGCGAAAUCUGCGCACGCGCUUCCGCGACUCCUACAAGCACAGCCAUGAUCAUGAAUACUGUGUGGAAUUCGAAGUAAUCAAAGCCUCCAAGGCCUGCCACAAGUUACCGCCAUACAAUUUGAUGCUGGAAGGCGAUCGCAUCACGGUGCGCUGUGACCUGGAGGCUUUGAUCCAGGACUCCACCGGCAGCUCCACCACCACCAGGACACCCCAAGAUCCAGCCGCGCCGCCCACAACCACCAAUUCCGUGUCCGGCCAGCGGGCAGCGAACGAACUUGAGGAGGAGCGACAGCAGCAACAGCAGCAGCUUAAGGAGAACAGCAGUGGGAGCGAGGAGGAGCUGGAGCCAGAGGCGGAGGCAGAGGAGGAGGAGGAGGAGCAAGAGCAGGAGCAAGAGGAGCAGGACGACCUGCAGAACGCCCUGGACAGCAACGAGAGUGCCGAAAGUUAUCGUCACCAGCGGCAGUCGCAGUCGCAGAUGUCCCAUUAUCGAAGGAGUGCGGGAAAGCGCAGCGUAGUGCCGGUCACGCCCCCGCCCACGCUGGCGCCCACCUACCACUGCCGGGGGGAGGGGCUGGCCGGGCGCACGACACGUUGGAGCGCGUUGCCGGCGCCGUCGUGCCGCGGCAAGUGGCUCCGCCUGACCGUCGGACCGCCCAAGAAGUGCGGCGGCCACGCACAGUUCACCUUUGUCUAAGGCGCUGCAUCAUCCGGAGAUCGUUUUUUUUUUUCGUGUAGGUUAUGGUGUACGGCUACCCCGCCCCGCCCAGC
Messenger RNA from Drosophila elegans, 1410 nucleotides. It is a transcript of the gene vex, whose product is annotated as pyrroline-5-carboxylate reductase 1. Bases 128 to 1336 code for a protein of 402 amino acids. The record is from RefSeq and is a predicted model, not a curated record. The transcript has 6 exons. NCBI's taxonomy places the organism in Eukaryota, Metazoa, Arthropoda, Insecta, Diptera, Drosophilidae.